Molecule: messenger RNA, 1288 nt
Organism: Momordica charantia (bitter melon)
Lineage: Eukaryota; Viridiplantae; Streptophyta; Magnoliopsida; Cucurbitales; Cucurbitaceae
Gene: ICK5
Product: Cyclin-dependent kinase inhibitor family protein
Biological process (GO): negative regulation of cyclin-dependent protein serine/threonine kinase activity
Cellular component (GO): nucleus
Molecular function (GO): cyclin-dependent protein serine/threonine kinase inhibitor activity
Source: RefSeq, a predicted model, not a curated record
UCCAAAAGCUGCCCAAAAUCUUCGCAACGACUUCGUUAGAAGCAAUAGAAAAAAAAAUGGCGCUUCGAAGAUUCACGAAUCUCAACCGUUGAAACAAGAUCGCCGGCACACCGUCACCGUCGCCGGUAACCAUCAGAAGCGGCAACGCAACCACCUCUCCGUCUUCCUCUCGGAUCUCUCAUUAUUCCUCGAGCCUUCGGUUUUGUCUCUCUCAAGAAAUGGUUUAGGAGCGGCUAUGGAAGCAGAGCUCAAGUUGGAGAGGGAGAGAGCGAUGGGGGAUUGUAAGCGAGUUGCGGUGAUGGCGGCGGCGAAUAAUGCUGGUUGCAUGUCUAAGAGGAGGAGAAUUGCCGGUUCGCCGGAGAGGUUGCGGCCGUCGGCGUCUCUGUCUGACCUCGGCGACCGUCGUUUGUGGUUGGAGAAUGCGCGGUCGUCUCUGUCGCGUUUGGAGAGUAAUAAUUCCCUUGGUGUUGUCGCCGGAGAUGUGAUGUGUGCUCCGGUGUCUUGUAGCUCCUGUAACGACGGCGGGAAGGCCACCGCGAAGGACGCCUUGAAAUUCGAAGAUCUGGAGCAGACCAAGAGCUUCGAAACCGUAGAAUCGACUCGCGUUAACGGCAUUCAAAGAGAGAGCACUCCGACGAGCGAACUCCACGGAGAAUCCGACGAAAUGGACUCUCCGGCGGCGAACUUCUUGACUGAAAAACAGAAGCCAACUGAUCGUCCGAUGAAGACGCCGCCGAUAUCCGAGAUUGAAGAUUUCUUCGCCGAGGCCGAGAAGUACGAGCAGAAGCGUUUCUCAGAGAAGUACAACUUCGAUAUAGUGAAGGAUGUGCCAUUGGAAGGCCGAUACCAGUGGAUUCGUCUGAAGCCAUGAAAACCAGCUAACCUCAAGCUAAAAACUCACGCCAGGAUCUGGAUUCUCGGAUUUCUUCACAUAAUCUUAAUUUCCAUAGACUUUGACCUCUUUCCUUUUGAAGGACUCUGUUAGUUUCUUCUUGUACAGCUUUCAACUCCAUAAAAGAAGCUCCUGCAACUAAACAUCUCAGUAUACAAACACCCAUAGAAACCGCCGCCAUUCCGCCGCCGCCGGCAACCACCGCCGUCCAUCUUUAUCAUUUUCUUCAAGGAACUCAAAGCUGUUGUGUCUUUUCAUCCAUAAUUGAGCACAGAUUUCUGUAAUUCUCACUUAAAUUCACGACAAAUGUUGCCCAUAUUGUUAAUCACAGUUCGUUGUUUUGUCACUUUUUGAGCUUGCGUUCUGUAUAAGAAAAGUCCGUUUUGUUUGAAUGCU